Melospiza melodia melodia is the source of this 933-nucleotide messenger RNA. Its product is annotated as olfactory receptor 14C36-like. NCBI's taxonomy places the organism in Eukaryota, Metazoa, Chordata, Aves, Passeriformes, Passerellidae. Gene Ontology annotation, cellular component: membrane. Gene Ontology annotation, biological process: G protein-coupled receptor signaling pathway. The transcript has a single exon. The coding region runs from base 1 to 933 and encodes 310 amino acids. Gene Ontology annotation, molecular function: G protein-coupled receptor activity; odorant binding; olfactory receptor activity. The record is from RefSeq and is a predicted model, not a curated record.
AUGUCCAACAGCAGCUCCAUCAGCUACUCCCUCCUGCUGGCAUUGGCAGACACGCAGCAGCUGCAGCUCCUGCACUUCUGCCUCUUGCUGGGCAUCUCCCUGGCUGUCAUCCUGGGCAAUGGCCUCAUCAUCAGCGCCGUGGCCUGCGGCCACCACCUGCACACACCCAUGUUCUUCUUCCUGCUCAACCUGGCCCUCACUGACCUGGGCUCCAUCUGCACCACUGUCCCCAAAGCCAUGCACAAUUCCCUCUGGGACACCAGGAACAUCUCCUACACAGGAUGUGCUGCACAGCUAUUUUUACUAAUCUUCUUUCUUGCAACAGAGUUUUCACUCCUGACCAUCAUGUGUUACGACCGCUAUGUGUCCAUCUGCAAACCCCUGCACUACGGGACCCUCCUGGGCAGCAGAGCUUGUGCCCACAUGGCAGCAGCUGCCUGGGCCAGUGCCUUUCUCAAUGCUCUGCUGCACACAGCCAACACAUUUUCCCUGCCCCUGUGCCACGGCAAUGCCCUGGGCCAGUUCUUCUGUGAAAUUCCCCAGAUCCUCAAGCUCUCCUGCUCCAAAUCCUAUCUCAGGAAACUUGGACUUCUUGUGGUUACUAGCAGUUUAUCAUUAGGUUGUUUUGUGUUUAUUGUUUUCUCCUAUAUGCAGAUCUUCAGGGCUGUGCUGAGGAUCCCCUCUGAGCAGGGACGGCACAAAGCCUUUUCCACCUGCCUCCCUCACCUGGCCGUGGUCUCCUUGUUUGUCAGCACUGGAACAUUUGCUCACCUGAAGCCCCCCUCCAUUUCCUUGCCAUCCCUGGAUCUGGCCUUGUCAGUUCUGUACUCGGUGGUGCCUCCAGCCCUGAACCCCCUCAUCUACAGCCUGAGGAACCAGGAGCUCAAGGCUGCAGUCUGGACACAGAUAAUUGGGUGGUUUCAGAAACAUUAA